This is a messenger RNA of Camelina sativa (false flax), 3159 nucleotides long. Its product is annotated as protein root UVB sensitive 5. The record is from RefSeq and is a predicted model, not a curated record. Lineage: Eukaryota; Viridiplantae; Streptophyta; Magnoliopsida; Brassicales; Brassicaceae.
AAAAACGGCGGCGUUUCGGAAACGGGUCAUCUAUUUGGCGGUGGUUGCAGACGAAAAAGACGAGGAGAUUAGCGGUUCAGAGAGAAGCUGCCGACGACGUGUCUUUUGUAUGCUCCUUCACUCCGGCGAACUCAGAAAUAUCGUUCUCGUAAUGUACUGUACUUUGCGAUAUUCUUUGCCUCUUCAAAUCCCCCGAACUCGAACAAUGGCGUCCUUUAAGCCGAAACGACGCCGUGUGGAGCACUUGCGGUGCUGUGUUCAGCCUAGUCACCGUGAAGAUGACGAAGGGGCCGAUGAUAGGAGUGUUGGAGUUGAAGGACGAGUUUCAAUUGUGGUGGAGAGAUACGGAAAUGGCACUUCAAAAAGAUAUUUGCUAGAUGAUGAUGAUGAUGAUGAUUCCCCUUUACAAGGCUUUCUCGAGGAGCUUGAAACUAAGCCUUAUAACAUAUCUCAGAGCUCAAAUUCCUCAGAAACCAACACGAUUUGGCUUCCAGAUGUUGUUAAGGACUUUAUUUUUCCCACAGGCUUUCCUGGGUCUGUUUCAGAUGAUUACUUGGACUACAUGCUGUGGCAGUUUCCUACCAAUGUUACCGGGUGGAUUUGUAAUGUAUUAGUCACUUCAAGUCUUCUCAAGGCGGUUGGCGUUGGCUCUUUCUCAGGAACUUCUGCUGCCGCUACUGCUGCUGCUUCUGCUGCAGCCAUCAGAUGGGUGUCCAAGGAUGGAAUUGGAGCUCUUGGUCGUCUUCUUAUUGGUGGACGUUUUGGUAGCCUUUUUGACGAUGAUCCCAAGCAAUGGCGCAUGUAUGCAGAUUUUAUUGGCAGUACUGGAAGUUUCUUUGAUCUGGCUACACAACUAUAUCCAACCCAGUUCCUACUGCUGGCAUCCACGGGAAAUCUAGCCAAGGCUGUGGCUAGGGGAUUGAGAGACCCUUCAUUCAGGGUGAUUCAGAACCACUUUGCCAUCUCAGGGAAUCUUGGAGAGGUAGCAGCCAAGGAAGAAGUGUGGGAAGUUGCGGCUCAGCUAAUUGGUCUUGGUAUCGGCAUUUUGAUCAUUGACACGCCAGGCCUUGUAAAAUCAUUUCCCUUUGUGUCACUUACAUGGACGAGCAUAAGACUUGUUCAUCUCUGGCUACGCUACCAGUCGCUUGCCGUCCUAAGAUUUAACACAGUAAAUCUCAAGCGUGCUCGUAUGCUAGUUGAGUCUCACGUUGUACAUUCCACUGUACCAGGAUAUGUUGACUGCAACAAGCGAGAAAACAUUUUGCUGUGGCAGAGAUUCAUGAAACCUCGGAUCAUCUUUGGUGUAUCUCUUGAGGAAGUUUCUGGUCUGGAAAAUUCUGUUUCUAAGGUGAAAGCACUCCUUAAGAUGUACACAAAGGAGAAAUAUAUUCUUACAUUGAAUAAGUUGAACACGGAUACCGAGAUUUAUGUAUCCUUUAAGGUGAAUGCCACAAGCAGAGACGUGUUGAGAUGUCUUUGGCAAGCAUAUUGGUUAGAAGAGAACAUGAAAGGAAGCUUAAAAGACAAGGAUAGUGUGUUCCAGUGGCUGAAGCAAAGCUUGUCGGAGAUGGACAACAAGUUUGAUGAUUUCUUGUUCAAGUUGGAUACUGGUGGAUGGAAUCUACGUGAAUCUAACUUGAAGAUUCCAAACAAAGUCCUCAUCGAGCACGAAUCUAUCCCUCUCUAACAUUAGAGAUUCCAAACAAGUUCGAUUCUUUCAGACUCAUCACGGAAUCUCUUGAACAACACUAAGGUAAAUAAUACCAAAUCCUGUCAAUUUGAAAAUCUAUUAAUAUAUUAGGCGUCGAUUGUAGGUAAUUAGUAGAAUAUCAUUUGUUUGGUACAGCUAAUAUAGUUAGGAUAUAUCAGGCUGUGUAUGGCAACUUGUAUUGUUAUGACCUGAUCCAUAUAAAAUUAGGAGUAAAAGAAAAGAAAGUAUAAUAUCUAAUAUAAGCUAGUGUGGAUAAUAAAAGACAAACGGUGAGGUUUAAGGCCAAUGAUAGUGAUUAUUAUUCCUCCUUUGUUUGUACUUGAGUCGUCACCAUUAUUGUGCUUGCGUUUAUUUUAGAAUUUAGAGGUGGCCUUCCGGAAUUUAAAAAAACAAAAAGACGACAACAACAAUAUAUAAAGUUGAUUUGUAUAUUUACAAGAGAACCAAAAAAUGCGUCUAUCAGCUGUUAUAAUCUAGGGAAUAGGGGAUAUGUAUAUAAUAUAUUUCACUUGUAACAUACUAAAGCAAUCUAAAGGUAAAUUUGCUAUUUUGUGACAAGAGAAAAGUGAAUUCGCUUUCGCUUUAUUUUGUGUCUUCAUUACCGUUGUUUGAAUUAGGGGGUGUUUUUGAGUCAUGAUCGCUAUAUUAAAUUUGGUUUCCGUAAUAAAUGAUAUAAGCAAUCAAUCAUGUCACGAACAUAAACUAUUAUUGUUUGAUUCUUUUGUUUGCCCCUCAUCCAUAUUUUCAUUGAUUGCAAAAGCACAGGUAGGUCACACACGUAUUCUAAAGAACCCAAAUUAAAUAGAAUAAGAAAAAAACUACAUAUGGCCUUGGGAGAUCCAAGCAUGCAAAAUAAUUUGAGUAUUCCAUAUAAGUCAUCGAUUUCAGGAUUAACCAGGGUCCACUUUAAUUUACCGUAUGGAAAUAGAGAGACACGUACUCCAAAGCUAGUGUUUGGACCUACGGACCGCUCAUGAAUAGGACACGUGUCGCGAUUUCCAGCGGCAGCCAAAACACACGUCGGUCAGAUACUUCUAGCACUCUCUCACCACGAAGCUCACUUCCCACACUCACCGCCGCCUAUAGCAGCGACACACGUCCUGUCACCGGCGUGUCACCCGUUAGUUUUCGUAUUUUAUUUUCAAUUUCAGUUAAAUAAUAUUAUCCAAUACUUAUUAGGUGGGAUCCUGACGGGUGGGCUUUCUGGUAAUUACGUUAGUACUUUUCAGAAGCUUUUUUGUUUUUUGUUUUUGUAGUAGUAGUAGUAGUAGGAGAAGUGUUGCCGUUCCUUCUCGAACAAAAGAAAAACAUAAAAAGAUCUUUAGACGCUCCUCCCCUUUUUUUUGUAUAUUUUUUAUAUUACUUACGUGUGCUCUACGCGAAUCUCUCUCUCUCUCUCUCUCUCUCUCUCUCCUUCUCUUGUUCCUGUCGCUACCUUGUGGUUGAGU